Molecule: messenger RNA, 3207 nt
Organism: Cyprinodon variegatus (sheepshead minnow)
Lineage: Eukaryota; Metazoa; Chordata; Actinopteri; Cyprinodontiformes; Cyprinodontidae
Gene: b3galnt2
Product: beta-1,3-N-acetylgalactosaminyltransferase 2
Exons: 12
Coding region: 130-1620 (496 amino acids)
Cellular component (GO): membrane
Molecular function (GO): hexosyltransferase activity
Source: RefSeq, a predicted model, not a curated record
GGAGAGCUGCGGAGCUGAAAUGAAGCGCAAACACGGAGCGGCUCACACCGUCCACAGCCGCGCGGCUCAGGAAGAGGCUCCACUCCGCUCCAGCUCCACCCCGCCGCGGCUGAAUGAAGGGCUCCGUCCAUGCGGAGGCUAGCGCUCUUCCUGCUGCCCUGUGCUGUCGCCGUCCUGGUGCACUUGUGGUUGGCACAGCGACCCUCCUUCGCCUUCUUCUGCGAGCCGCUGGACAACAGCACUCACUCGGAUGAACCGUUGCCUUUCUGGGAUGUUUUGGUGGGAGUCCUGUCAGCGCGGCAUCAUCAUGACCUUCGACAAGCGAUAAGAGAAACAUGGCUGGGAUACAUUAGAGAUCACCCACACUUUAAGCGCAGAGUGGUGGUGAAGUUUAUCGUGGGUCGACACGGAUGCCCCAUUCCGGACGAGGACAGGGAGGAUCCUUACUCUUGUUCCCUCCUGAACUUCAGCGAACCAGUGACAGGACAGGAUGCAGAGAUGGAGAUUGUUAGAGUGGAUCACCCGGCGCUGCUCGUCCCUUCUGAUGUCACAGCUAUCGCUCUAGACUUUAAGGUCCUGCACCCGGUGGUGAUAACCCGCCUCGGGGUGUUCUCCACUGGGACGCUAGCUGAACUUCACAGCAAUGUGACGGUGAAGCUUCUGCAGCUGGACCAGGAGGAGGCAGUGGUUACAGCUCGCUUCAGCUCCAUCAGCAUGGGAACCAUGGCAAACUGGGUGUGGUACAAACCAGUGGAGCAGUUCAUCCUGCCCAAGGGUUUUGAGGGGACGCUGGUUUGGGAGAGUCAGGACUCUGCUCCGCUGACCACUGUCAACUCCUCCUCUGUGGAGCUCAAUGAUGGAGGAGGUGUCCUCAAGUUCUCCUCUAUUGCAGAGGGCAUAUUGCCUCACAGAAGUGCUCUUGGGUUUCCUGGUCUGGCUGGAGGCUUCACAUUCACCAUCUACGAUGAGGACGGAUUGUCGGGGCUCCUGCGUGGCCGCGCUGCCAGAAUGGAAAGGCAUGCCUCCGGUUUGAAGCGGGAGGACGCUGCCCUGCAGGAGGAAAGCCUCAGGCAUGGAGAUAUCGUGUUUGUAGACGUGGUGGACACCUACAGGAACGUGCCUUCCAAGUUGCUUCAGUUCUAUAAAUGGUCCGUGGGAAACGCUGACUUCAGUCUGCUGCUGAAGACGGAUGAUGAUUGCUUCAUCGACGUGGACUCGGUGUUAAUGAAAAUUGACCACAAGGGUCUGAGGCGCAGAAACUUCUGGUGGGGGAAUUUCAGGCAGAGCUGGGCCGUGGAUCGGAUCGGGAAGUGGCAGGAGCUGGAGUACGCCAGCCCAGCUUAUCCUGCGUUCGCCUGUGGCUCAGGAUACGUGGUUUCUCACGACCUGGUCCAGUGGCUCGCCGGUAACGCAGAGCAGCUGAAAGCCUAUCAGGGUGAAGACGUAAGCAUGGGAAUAUGGAUGGCAGCUGUCGGGCCGCAGAAGUAUCAGGACGCCGGCUGGUUGUGUGAGAAGGAGUGCUACCUGGACAUGCUGUCAUCUCCUCAGCACACAGCCAAGGAGCUGCGCAUCCUCUGGGAUAGGAAGAAGGUGUGUGGAGACCCCUGUGGGUGUCCCUGAUCGGGCGCCGCUCCAACCCUGUAGCACUGUGGGUAAAAAAAAAACAAGAAAAGAUGCACUUAAACACUUGUUCAGUUUCUGGAGACUUUUCUUUACUCACCAGGUGGUGCAUUUAAUAUUAUAAGGCUUGAAGGAUACGAUUUUUUUCUGAUGAUUUAAAAUGUUAAAAAUAUUAGAAAUAUUAGAAUAAACAAUCUGCAGUAAGGGUUUGUUGUAUUUUACCGUCAGUAACUGUUAAUUAUUAGGUCAGUUUUAUUAAGAGGGAAGAAUCACAUAAAAAAGGUUUGUAUAAUUGUGAUUUAAAGGAGAUAUUCAAUUGCAUUUUAAAGACAACUGGUCCUGCUUUGCUUUAUUUAGUGAAAACGUUACCGUCCCCUCACCGUUUGUAGAUUCCUCACAAGCAGAAAUUAUUUGUACUGUAUCAGUUCUCGUGCGAGUAGUGAGCGAUGUGGCCUUACUGUGUUUGUUCAGCAUCAUUCUGUUCGUACGUGAGCCUUAAGCACAGACAGGAAGAGCGACUACGAAGCGGACAUUGGAACCCAGAGGAGAGAUGAAGGACUUUGCUUCCCGUUUAUUUCGGGGCAGAAAACUCGACUGUUGCGGCUGCAGCUUUAAGGUUUGACGUAUGCAGUCGGGAAGACUGAGUUUUCUUGAAAAGGAAUAUAAAAUCAGCCCCAGUAAUUGUGUUGCCGUGACAGGGGGCUGAAAUCUGCAGGAAUAUUUUAAAAAGGAGAUAGAAAGUGUGAAGCGCUCCCCCUUUGCUCUGAUGGAUGUUAAUCUGAAGCGCUGACGACAGCAGAAGCAGUCUGAAGCUAAGUUAUAAGAGUUAAUAUUCCCCCUCUGGCUGUUUGUUUUUGUAAAUAAUGAAAGAUGAUGCUUAAUAUUUUAUUAAAGCAGGAUUAUAAAACAAUGUUUUUUUGUGUUCAGUUUAUUUCUACUAACAUGGCAGCAGAAACUCAUCCUUUAACCUCCUCCCCUUCACUCGGCUUCAUGAUAACGGAGUCACAUCCUGCAUCUGUUCCACUCUCUCAGCUAGAUAAGCACGCCAUUUUUUUCUCAGCCCAUCAGCUUCUCCCCCUGAUUCUGCUCGAAGCCCUUCGUUGUGAGCCGAUAGCAGCGUGGAAAUGACACGGGAGAUGAAAAAUAAUCUGGCUUUCUGUACGAGCGCCUCUGUAGAUUAUGGAGUUAUUGAUUUUUGUCUUAACUUUGAUGGGCGAUGUUGAAACGCUGUCACAUGCUGACAUAUCCCAAAUCCUCUAAAUCCUUGAUUCGCAGGCCUGCUCAGACGUACAUUCAGAUCUAUCCAGAUAAUGAAAUCAGCUGAACUGUAACUGGGGACAAAUUGGUGCAUGUUUAGUAGAAGAUCUGUUAUGUUUUGUGUUCUGAUUUUCCUCCAGCUUCUCUGUUAUAAGAAAAAAAACUGCUCUGUUUCCUAUCGCCUUAAAUGUAUUCACACCCUCUGAGCUGCCUCUCAUUUUGUCACAUUAGAACCAAAAGCUUAGUUGUAUUUAAUGAGGCAACACAAAGCGGUGCAUAAUUGUGAUCACGCCACGAAUAGACUCGGCCUAUAAAAGUUUGAGAAGUGUA